CAGUCAGGGGGACGUGGCUAACGGAGAGCGUGAAACGUUACCAGAAUACAGAUUUCUACAAGUGAUACAGUACAGAAAUUACAACAUCGCAUGUGUACAGUAUAUUAGUAAAGUACCAAAGGGUUUCCUCGACUGAGUGAUCGUUUCUGACCCAAGAUAUGAAAUCUUCAGAGAAAUUUGCAUUUGCCUGUUUUCUGUUUCAAGCUGUUUUGUGUAGAGAAUUCUUCAUCAAUCUUCCAGAAAGUAUAGAAGCCCUGAAAGGCCUCUGUGUUCUCAUCCCCUGCAAUUUUGAUUUUAAAGAACAAUAUGAUGAAGAACUUCAAUACAGUCCUAGAGGAGUCUGGUAUAAAGGUGACAGUUUGGCAAAACACAAAGUCUUUUCUUCCAAAACUACAGAAGACAACAAGAUUGAUGGCAAAAUUAUAGGAGACCUCCAGAGGAAAAACUGCACCACCAUCUUCUACAACAUCAGUGAAAGUGACAGUGGAGAAUAUUACUUUAGAAUAGUGUCUGGAAAUCUAAAAUAUAUUUAUCCUUCUUCUUUUUAUUUAAAUGUCAGAGCAUCUCCAAUCAGCCCCUCAAUAACACUGUAUAAGGAGGAUCAGGGGGAGGUGGAGGAACAGAAUGAGGUGGUGGAGGGAACUUCAGUGAGUCUUGUUUGCUCUGCUCGUUCUCCGUGUCCCUUCAACCCCCCUAUUUUUACAUGGAACUUCCUGCCUGAGGAGCGGAGACAAAUGCAGAAACACAACAACAAAUUCAGCUCCUCUCAGCUGAACUUCAAAGCUACUCACCUGCAUCAUGGACUCACUUUCACCUGCACCACCACCUACCAGCUCCAGAACCAGAACAAAUCAGCACAGAGCUCUCGCACUCUACAUGUUCUGUAUGGUCCUAGAAACACAUCAGUAUCAGUGUCUCCAUCUGCUUCAGUGCUUUUGGGCAGUUCAGUGUCUCUGAGUUGCAGCAGUGAUGCAAACCCAGCAGUGCUGGACUACAUCUGGUACAGAGAGAACGGAGAGCAGAUAGGAACCGGAAACCAACUUACAAUCAGCAAGAUUGUUUCUACACAGAGUGGUGUGUACUACUGUAGAGCUCAAAAUCCCCAUGGAGAUCAGAAGUCAUCUGUAUUCCUGGAUGUUCAGUAUGCUCCCCAGGUCUCUCCCUCCUCCAGCUGUAAUAGCGCCCACAGUUUGAUCAUGUGUUCCUGUGAGGCUCAUGGGAAUCCAUCUCCUCAAUUGGUGUGGCAUCUCUCUGGUCAAACUGUCCUGCCAUCUGAGAGUGCAUCCAUCCGAGAGGAGGCUGUGACUGACACAGGUUUAAAAAGUUUUAUUACCAUGCAUGAGUCAUUUAUAGACACACCCACUCUGCAGUGUAUUGGCAUCAAUAAGCUGGGCGUCGACACUCACCUGUUUAAUCCCAACAAAUCAGAAUGCAGAUAUACCACAUUAGCUUAUCUGGUUCUAUCUCUUUCUGUGGUUCUCCUCCUGUGUAUUGGCAUUAUUAGUUUGCUCAUCUACAAAUUAAAGCAAUUAUUUGGAAAAAUAAAGGUUCUUAAAAGUGGGAAUAUUUAUACUUCUCUUCAGCCUUCUGCUCCAAACACAUAUGAGAUUUUGCCGACUCACAGAGAAAUGAGACUACAGGAGAAUAUAGUCUAAAAAGCGGCAGAUACCUAGAUACAUGCUCAUUUGUUGGUCUAUUUAUUGUUUAAUUGCUGUAAAUGUUUAUAUUUUUUGUGCAUGACAUGCACCCCAGACAAUACCCUGCCAGACUGCCAGAGGGUGUCCUUCUGCAAAUAUUGAAAGAUGUCUUCAUUUGUCCUACAUGGACCAUAGUUUCCCUUUCUCAUUAUUUAAAUAUAUAAUUUAUUUCUCUUAAUUUUAUCUGUGUAUAACCCUGCCCUUCCUUGCUUUAUCUCUGAAUUUAUUUAACCCCCAGUGUUUGGAUUAUUGACCUUGUCUGCCUAGUUGACCAUAUAUUUUGGAUUGUCUGGUGAAUUGUGUUUGCAGGUAUUUAUGUGGAACAUUUUUACAAAUUUGAUUUUGUACCAAUAAAUGACUUGAAUGUGGACAUAUAACCUGCCUGAGAGUCCUUUGUUACAUUGUGUUUGUUAUUACAAAUGAUCAUUGCUGUUUACUGACGUUUAAAAGACAUUCAGAAUGUAAGUCUGUUGCUGUCUUUUGUUAUUGUUUAGGUAAUUGUUUUAGAUUUUCCAAUAUUAGGAGAUGAAGUAGAGAUAAUAGAGAACAAGUCAGGAUUCUCUCAGGCCUGAUUGUAUUGCCAUUCCACUUGCAU
Molecule: messenger RNA, 2292 nt
Organism: Hemibagrus wyckioides
Lineage: Eukaryota; Metazoa; Chordata; Actinopteri; Siluriformes; Bagridae
Product: sialic acid-binding Ig-like lectin 14
Exons: 10
Coding region: 159-1655 (498 amino acids)
Source: RefSeq, a predicted model, not a curated record